GCACAAGAGAGCAGAGAUGACUUUCUACGCAUAGUGCGCACCAUGGCAACAAGCUCAGCUGAAGACUUUACAAAUCAGCCUUGUAAAAGUGAAAUGAAACGCUCAAUUCUGUUAUUGCUGUUUGCGUGUUGUACAUCAGGAUCUAUUGGGAACCAGUUUGUCCAAGAAGAUCAUUUAGUCAAACAUGAUCAUCAUGAGCAUAAUGCAAAUGCCUUUCUUGGUUCAAAGGACAAAGAUGAAAUACAGAAACUCAGUCCAUCUGAGCAGCGGAAGAGACUGUUGGAGAUAGUAAAGAAAAUUGACACAGACUCUGAUAAAUAUCUUUCAGCAGAGGAAAUCACAUUAUGGAUACAGAGGGUGUACAGAAAGUAUGCGCUGGAUGAUGCUGAAGAACGUUUCUCUGAAUUUGACUCCAACAAUGAUGGUCAGGUGUCGUGGGAUGAAUACAACAUGGUCAUGCAUGGUCAUACUGUGACGGUGGAUGAAGAUGCUGUUCUUAAAGAUCCAGAGGAAGAAUCACUCAGAUUUCUCCAUGGAAAGGAAAAAAGACGUUUUGACUUUGCUGAUAUGGAUAGUUCAGCUGGUCUCAAUUUAACAGAGUUCUUAGCAUUUACUCAUCCAUCUGAGGUGGACCACAUGGCUGAUUUUGCCAUUGAAGAUGUGCUUAGUGAAUAUGACUUGGAUAAAGAUGGAUUUAUCAGCUUAAGGGAAUUCAUUGGAGAUCUCAGAGCAAAUGAUCAGGAUGAGCCAUCACAGUGGGAAGCUGAGGAAACGGUGCGCUUUAAAGAUCUGUAUGACCAGGAUAGAGAUGGCAAACUAAACAGGGAUGAACAGCUCCGCUGGGUUGCUCCAAACAGCUACGGUUCUGCGCGAGAAGAGGCUAUUCAUCUUAUCAAGGAAAUGGACCAAGAUGGUGAUAAUAGGCUCUCCGUGGAUGAGAUAUUGAAAAAUCAAGACACUUUUAUGCACAGUGAAGUCACGGAUUAUGGACGACAGCUCCAUGUGCCACACGAUGAACUCUAAUACUUAAUAAUAACAAUAACUUUUUACACCAUUUCUACAUCGGACACGGGCGGUGCAACAGUUGUUGCAUCCAGUUUAGUGUUAUACAUGAUUUAAUCUUUAAAGAAUACUUGAGUUUUUAUAUAUUUUUUUUUUAAUUAGAUAUUGUUUUUGUUUUGGUUCAAUAACAUUGUAAAAAGACAUUGAUAAACUUCUGACCUUUUUAUUUUGUUUCAACUAAGCUUUAUAAGCUUUUCCUAUUUGCCCUGGUUAUUAAAAUCCCCGUUAUCUAAUUUCUGUGUUGCUGAUUAGAUUCAAACUAUAGUG
This is a messenger RNA of Paramisgurnus dabryanus, 1329 nucleotides long. RefSeq names its product reticulocalbin 2 (gene rcn2). Gene Ontology annotation, cellular component: endoplasmic reticulum. Gene Ontology annotation, molecular function: calcium ion binding. The record is from RefSeq and is a predicted model, not a curated record. NCBI's taxonomy places the organism in Eukaryota, Metazoa, Chordata, Actinopteri, Cypriniformes, Cobitidae.